GAAAAAGAACCAGAAAUGCAGAUUGGCAAUCCAACAGAUGUGAAGCAUGUGGCUCACAUUGGAUGGGAUGGACAAUCUGUAGAAACUCCGAGCUGGAUGAAGGAGUUUAAUUCCCAGUCAACACCCUCAAGCAUCAAUGGAGAAGCAAAAGAGAACCCUCAAACACAAAAGGGCUCACAAGGCAAGUUCUUGUUUGUUAAAUAUGAAUUGUAUUGUUCCAUACAUGUAUUUUUUUUUUUUUUUUCAAAUCCUUUGGCCUAUGUAUUUGUAGAUUCAAGCGAAAAAGGCCCAAAAUCUCAGGCCAAAGACUUGCCAGAAUUACCAAAGUCAUCAAGACGUCGAGCUUCAGUAGAUGAUUCUUUAAUGGCUGAAUCCCCGACCAAAUCGCAGUCAAGACGACGCCACUCCGCAGGUGCCUCCAAGGACUCAUCUAAAGAAACUCAACCGAGCCGGUUAGUCCAUGACUUGUCCCUUAGAUCAGAGUCACACUCAGGGGACCAGCCAGACAUCCCAAAGAAACCGCGCCGAAAGAAGACCAAAUAG
Cornus florida is the source of this 543-nucleotide messenger RNA. RefSeq names its product CRIB domain-containing protein RIC7-like. Lineage: Eukaryota; Viridiplantae; Streptophyta; Magnoliopsida; Cornales; Cornaceae. Bases 16 to 543 code for a protein of 175 amino acids. The record is from RefSeq and is a predicted model, not a curated record. The transcript is spliced from 3 exons.